AUGUUCGCUGCUCGCUCCGUCGUGCGCGCUGGCGCGGUCUMUUCACUGCGACCAGCAGCCACCGCUGCCUCGCCCGCUCUCCAGUCCGCCAACUAUGCCACCCUUCGCGAGAUUGAGGGCCGCCUCAAGUCGAUCAAGAACAUUGAGAAGAUCACCAAGACGAUGAAAAUCGUCGCUUCAACCAAGCUCACCAAGGCCCAGCGCGCCAUGGACUCUUCUCGCGCCUACGGUAGCACCUCCGACACGGUCUUCAAGGAGGCCGAAACGAAAGCGCUCGACGCCGAUGGCAAGAAGACGCUGCUCGUUGUGUGCAGCUCCGACAAGGGUCUCUGCGGUGGUAUCCACUCUGGCCUGUCCCGUGCCACCCGCCGCAUGUUCGACCAGGACGGCGCCAACUUCGACCUCGUGAUUGUGGGAGAGAAGGCCAAGGCACAGCUGGGCAGAAGCAACCCAAAGGACAUCCAGCUUUCAUUCGCUGGUGUCGGCAAGGACGUGCCCACGYUCGCAGAUGCUUCGGCCAUUGCCGACCAGAUCUCUCUCCUCCCCACCGAAUACGCCAGCAUCAAGAUCCUGUACAACAAGUUUGUCAACGCUCAGAGCUACGAGCCAACCAUUUUGGAGGCAUUCUCCGAAGAUGCCAUCAAGGAAUCACCAAACUACUCCAACUUCGAGAUUGAUGACGCUGUCCUCGGCAACCUCCGCGAGUACUCGUUGGCCAACUCCAUUUUCUGGGCGCUGGCUGAGGGCCACGCCUGUGAGAUUUCCGCUCGCCGCAACGCCAUGGACAAUGCUUCCAAGAACGCAGGCGACAUGAUCGACAAGUUUCAGAUUCUUUACAACCGAACAAGACAGGCUGUGAUUACUGGCGAGCUGGUCGAGAUUAUUACUGGUGCUGCUGCGUCUGAGCAGUAA
Ramularia collo-cygni is the source of this 912-nucleotide messenger RNA. Its product is annotated as probable ATP synthase gamma chain, mitochondrial precursor. Bases 1 to 912 code for a protein of 303 amino acids. NCBI's taxonomy places the organism in Eukaryota, Fungi, Ascomycota, Dothideomycetes, Mycosphaerellales, Mycosphaerellaceae. The record is from RefSeq and is a predicted model, not a curated record. The transcript is spliced from 3 exons. Gene Ontology annotation, molecular function: proton-transporting ATP synthase activity, rotational mechanism. Gene Ontology annotation, biological process: proton motive force-driven ATP synthesis.